AACUGGCAUUAUAUCUAAGUGUAGUUAAUGAUGACUGUUUGUGUUCACAGCUGAUUGCCCCCUGCCUUCCGUUACAGAAAAAGGAAAUAUUUAUUUAAUAAACCGAGUUUAAAAAAUCUUACAAGGCAUGUGGGUUUUCGGUUACGGAUCCUUGAUCUGGAAAGUGGAUUUUCCUUUCGAGGAGAAACAGGUCGGUUAUAUCACCGGUUACAGCAGGAGAUUCUGGCAGGGCAGCACAGAUCACCGCGGAGUUCCGGGCAAGCCUGGAAGAGUGGUAACAUUGGUGGAAAAUCCUGAGGGAUGCGUCUGGGGCGUGGCUUACAAGCUGCCGUCUGGGAGGGAGCAGGAGGUGAAGGAGUAUCUUGAUUAUAGGGAAAAGGGAGGAUACAGGGUAACAACGGUGACCUUUUAUCCCAAGCAGCCACCUGCACAGCCCCUGCACACACUGCUCUACAUCGGGAGCUGUGACAAUCCUAACUACCUGGGCCCAGCACCACUGGAGCACAUUGCCCAGCAGAUUCUAUGUGCUGUAGGGCCCAGUGGGAGGAACACCGAGUACCUCUUUGAACUGGCCAACGCUGUUCGGGACCUGGUGCCUGAGGACUCUGAUGAGCACCUCUUUUCCCUGGAGAAAUUAGUCAAGGGUCUCCUGAAGGAGAGGGGAGGCUAAGUGUUUCCAAACUGCUUCCUGCCAUUCAGCACCCGCGGUACAAACUAUGAUGUACUUGAAUCAGACGGGACAGGAUGUCGAACACUACCUACAGUUUACCUACAAGUUCUUUGUGUCCAAAACGAAUUCCAAAAACUUACAUUCAGCAAAAAUGUUAUCGAUACCAAACAAAAACUCUGUAGUCCAUGGUCAUGAGAGAGAACACUCUGAAAUUGAAUGUCCUUUGAUGUAACUAUACAUGUCCAUUUGUAUACUGUAAAAAAAUAAUAAAUAAUUUAAAUGUG
Lepisosteus oculatus (spotted gar) is the source of this 954-nucleotide messenger RNA. It is a transcript of the gene chac2, whose product is annotated as ChaC, cation transport regulator homolog 2 (E. coli). Gene Ontology annotation, molecular function: glutathione specific gamma-glutamylcyclotransferase activity; gamma-glutamylcyclotransferase activity. Gene Ontology annotation, biological process: glutathione catabolic process. NCBI's taxonomy places the organism in Eukaryota, Metazoa, Chordata, Actinopteri, Semionotiformes, Lepisosteidae. The record is from RefSeq and is a predicted model, not a curated record. Gene Ontology annotation, cellular component: cytoplasm.